AUGAGGCUUUGUAAGGCCUGUGGAGGCGAUGGAGCCAUCUGCAAAAUCAAAACUCCCCACCGCAUCCGCCGCCGCGCCGGUGUCAGAGCUGCCGUCAGAGCUGGCGACAGAGCGCCGGCGUCAGAGCUGCUGGUGGGAAGGGAGGCAACGGGUGGUGGCCAGGAGCGAUGGUGCGGGGGUGGUUGGGCAGGUGGCGGGGAGCGACGAAGGUCUAACGAGGGGCAGCAACGGCUCCAAUCGUGGCUUCUAGCAGCCGUGGGGCGCAGCAACGGCUCCUGUCGUGGCUUCUUCCCCGUGGCUCACGCUGCUACGAGCAGCCGACAUCUACGUGGGUGGUCGUCGGAUUGCAAGAUCGCUAUCGUUCGGUUACCUUGA
Closterium sp. Yama58-4 is the source of this 375-nucleotide messenger RNA. Lineage: Eukaryota; Viridiplantae; Streptophyta; Zygnematophyceae; Desmidiales; Closteriaceae. The record is from the annotation of a GenBank genome assembly.